Messenger RNA from Exophiala aquamarina CBS 119918, 966 nucleotides. RefSeq lists its product as uncharacterized. Lineage: Eukaryota; Fungi; Ascomycota; Eurotiomycetes; Chaetothyriales; Herpotrichiellaceae. The transcript is spliced from 4 exons. The coding region runs from base 1 to 966 and encodes 321 amino acids. Gene Ontology annotation, molecular function: oxidoreductase activity. The record is from RefSeq and is a predicted model, not a curated record.
AUGGCUCCUACCACGCCCGUCAAGAUUAUUCUUGGUACGCAUACAGUUGGAGAUAGCGCUAAAUCUCCCGGUAUCGCACAUUUCGAUGGCGAGAAGGACGUUCAAAGCCUUUUGAGUGCGUUCUUCGAACGCGGGUAUCGGGACAUUGACACAGCCUCAAACUAUCCAGGGUCAGAGAGGCGCCUGGGAGCUAUUGGAGUCCCCUCCCGAUUUAUUGUCCAUACGAAAGUCCAGAGCGGUCAGCCCGGAGACCAUACAACUGCAAAGAUUGAGCUGAGCGUCAAGAAAUCUCUUGAUGCACUCCAGACUCCCACUGUCGAGACGAUGUUCUUGCAUGUGCCUGACCGCGAGACCCCCUUCGAGGAAGCGAUAAAGACCAUGAAUGACGCUUUGAAACAAAAAAGUUUUAAGCAGUAUGGACUUUCAAACUACUCUGCAGCGGAGGUGCAGGGGAUCAUCGAUAUAUGUGAACAGAAUAAAUACGUCAAACCUGCAGUAUACCAAGGACAUUACAAUGCUGUGGUGAGAGGAGGCGAAAAAGAACUAUUCCCGCUUUUGCGGAAACAUGGCAUCUCCUUCUUUGCCUACAGCCCUGCAGCAGGUGGAUUCUUCUCCGGCAAUACCCCGAAUGCCAAUUCGGCGCGAUGGAAGAGUGAGAAUUUCGUCGGAAAACUGUAUAACUCCAUCUAUGGUGACCCCGCCGUGCUAGCAGCAGUGGACACCAUCAAAGAAGCAACCAAGAAGCACAACAUAAGCGGACAUGCAGCUGCGCUGCGCUGGACAGCGUUUCACAGUGUGUUGGACGGGAAAUUUGGCGACGGACUGAUCUUUGCAGUCUCCAAGAUGGACCAGCUUCACGACACCCUUGAUGCAUUGGAGGCUGGUCCGCUUCCAGAUGAUCUUGCUCAAGAAAUAUCAGCCAUAUACGAUAAACUCAAUGGCAAGGGGCCGGCUUAUCAUCUCUAG